This is a messenger RNA of Caenorhabditis sp. 36 PRJEB53466, 629 nucleotides long. NCBI's taxonomy places the organism in Eukaryota, Metazoa, Nematoda, Chromadorea, Rhabditida, Rhabditidae. The record is from the annotation of a GenBank genome assembly.
AUGAUUGGAGACGAGUCGAUCACCACCACGACGAUCACCCAAUCAGCCUCCCUCAGAUCGGUGGAAGCGGGCGUUCUGAAAAGCUUGAAAACGAAGCAAGCGGAACUGGAGAAUGAAAUCGCCGAGUUGAGGACGAAACUCUCCGACUCGGUGAAGAGGAAUGGCAAUUUGGAGGAGGAGGUCGCGACGGAGCGGCGAGAGAAGGAAGAGCUCCGGGAACGAGCACAUGCAAGGGCGACGGGACAGAAGGAGGAGCACCCAAUCUGUGAGAUUUGUCUCGAGGAGUUUAGUGAAGUGGCACCUCUCAUUCCGAGAGUCUUGGGUGAGUUAUCACUUUCAUUUUCAACCUUAUUUUCAUCUUUUUGUUUGCAGGCUGUGGUCACUCUCUCUGCGAAGAAUGCUGUCGGAAACUGCUGAGCGCGAACGACAACACCGUGCUGAUCUGUCCGUUUGACCGCCUGCCCACCCUUCUCCCCGAAACGACCGUCGGUUCUCUUCCGAAGAACUUUUCGGUUAUUCAGAUGAUCCGUAACGAGGCGCAACGGGAAUCCGAAGUUACAUACGACAACGUCGGCAUCCUGAUCACAACGCUAGCAUUCGGAUUCGCCAUGUAUUACUUUUCGCGUUGA